Messenger RNA from Manis pentadactyla (Chinese pangolin), 1469 nucleotides. RefSeq names its product receptor accessory protein 6 (gene REEP6). Bases 130 to 1452 code for a protein of 440 amino acids. The transcript has 6 exons. NCBI's taxonomy places the organism in Eukaryota, Metazoa, Chordata, Mammalia, Pholidota, Manidae. The record is from RefSeq and is a predicted model, not a curated record.
CAUUGGGCGAGCGCGCAGAACCAGUGAGUCCGGCGGCGGCUUAGUAGCUGCAGGCGCCGCCGCCGCCACAUUCAAGAGUCGGGAGCCUCGCGAGCGCCGUAGGCAGAGGCAGCUCCCGCGGCUCCGUCCAUGCUCCGGGCCGCCGUCCCGUCCGCGCAGCGGGCCCCGCGGAGACCACGUGAGGGUGGACCCGCGCUGUGCUCGGCUGCGCCUUCCUCCCGGCGGACCUGCGGCGGAGCGUCCCGAGCGGGCCCCGCUUCAGGGGUGAAGGCGACAGCGACGGCUCUGCGGGCCGGAAGGAGCUGCCACCCUGCUAAGCCUGUAUCUUCUGUUUGGCUACGGGGCGCCUCUGCUGUGCAAUCUCAUUGGCUUUGUGUACCCAGCAUAUGCUUCCAUCAAAGCCAUCGAGAGCCCAACCAAAGACGACGACACUGUGUGGCUCACCUACUGGGUGGUGUACGGCCUGUUCGGGGUGGUCGAGUUCUUCAGCGACCUACUACUCUCCUGGUUUCCUUUCUACUACGUGGGCAAGUGUGCCUUCCUGCUGUUCUGCAUGGCUCCCUGGCCCUGGAACGGGGCUCACAUGCUGUAUCAUCGUGUCAUUCGCCUGCUGUUUCUAAAGCAUCACGAGGCCGUGGACAGCGUCGUGAGCAACCUCAGCGGGCGAGCGCUGGACACGGCAGCCGGAAUAACCAGGGAUGUUCUGCAGGCCCUGGCCCACAGCCGGGCCCUCAUCUCCCCAGCAGACCCCAAAACCAGCAUGACUCAGCCCCAGAAGGGCAAGUGAGGCACCCACCCAGCUCCCACACAGACCUGCUGGCUGGCACGCUGGGCGACAUGGCUCAGCCCAAGCCCUCUGCGGAUUCUGCGACUGACUCCCCGGCCAACCCCUCCACCAGCCCCUCGUCCCCGAGCAAGUCAGGUUGUGGGAGUCCCUCCAGAGCCACCGUGGGCCAGUUCCAGGCUCAUCCUAUGGCCACCAGCUCUGCCACCAUCUUCAAGCUGCCCAGCAAGUCCCGGAGCCCGCCUCAGUCUCCAGCCAACUCCUCCGGCCAGCCCCACGCCCCCAGCCAGCAGCUCCCCCACACCUCCAACACGUCCUUGGGCCCUUCCCACCAGUCCUCAGGCUCCAUGCAGCGGACCAGCACCUCCUCCAGCCAGGAGCCCCCGCCCAGACAGCCUCCCAGUCACACCCACAGCCCCAGGGGGACCCCUGAUGGGCCAGGGAACGGAGUCCCCCAGACCUCCACGUCCAGCCCACCCCAGCAGCCGUCCUCAGCACAGCCCGCCAGCAGCCCCACGGUACCCGAGCUGCCUGUGUCCUGCCAGUCUGAUUCCUCCGUGGAGGACUACACCUUGGAGACCCCCACCGAGGUCACCCACAGCUGGCCGUACCACCACGGCCUCCGAUGCCUGCAGCACUGCUGGAGGCUGAAACACCUGGCCUGCUAAGAGAGGACCCAAUAAAA